AUGACACCAAGAUUAGCAGCAUGUGAAGCAUGCAGAAAGUCAAAGCUCGCAUGCGAUCACAAACGGCCGGCAUGUACUCGCUGCCGGAAUGCCAAUCGGGUCGGCAUGUGCGUUUAUCGCGCUGCGCCGUUCAAGCGGAAAAGAACGCAGGUGCCCUCUCCAUCGGCUGUGGAACUUUCCGAAAGUCCGCGUUCUCCAGGCCCACUGCCUGUAACGCCGACUCUGAGGCGCCGCCCAUACCCAAACCCUGGGUAUCUGGGGUUUUCCAGCCAUGUGUCUAUAUUCAAUCAUAUCGCGCCAGACGGAGAUAGCAGUACUGAUAUCUCAACGGCUACUAUGCCAGGCUACCCGUCCGAGAGCUACGAACUCACACAACGGGCAGCCGACGCUCUAAGCCAAUUUUUCGGCACAUUUCCCCUAGAGGCCACCAUAAGCUUCGUCAAUUUCUGGCUAGCCACAGGCAUAAACCUGGCCUUAGCUGGGCCUUUCGUGAAGCAUUGUGCACAGACCAUGAACCAUCUACUACCCCUGCUAUCACAUAAAGAUUGGCACUUGGUAUACGCACGACAGUUGCUGCAGAACUCAGCGAAGCCACUGCAGUUCAACCACGAAUCCAAUUUUGCGAGUUUCUCGGCCCAGUUCUUCGAUGAAAACGCAAGAUGGGAAACGAUUGGCAUAUUCUUUGUUGUUGUCAGCCGAGCAACACUAGAUGUGCCGUAUUUUCCCUCCUUAUAUCUAUCAGAAAAAGAACAAUAUGCACUGCGGAGAUCUGCCACCAAGUUGAGUGACUGUGCCUUGGAAAUCUCUCUUUCCCUUGAUUGUCUCAACGAUUUACAACUCAUAUUCCAGUACGAGAAUUUCAUUGUCCAUUCACACGUAGAUGGGGACCAAAGUUACCAUUCCUGGAGGAGACUUGGGGAUGCAAUAGCCUCUACCUUUGCACUAGGUUAUCAUGAAAACAUCGAAAAUAAACCCGAUCUUCCACCAUUCUUAAUUGAACUCCGCAAACUUGCCUCUGCUCGGCUUUACUCGGCAGACAAGAACAUAGCCAUUUUCCUCGGGCGCCCACCCCGAAUGAGCAAGCGAUUCUGCCAUUUCCAGCUCUCAUCAAGCUGGGCUGGAUUUGACAGUGACGCCCCUGAGCACAUCACGGCAGCUCUGCAAGAUGCAAAAGCUAGCUAUAAAGCUGAGACACGUUGGUCUGCGUUGUGUGCGUCCCUGAAGGAAGAGAUUAUGGAAAUGUUUUGUGACAACAAGAAGGAUACCUUCACUGAGCGGGCUAGUGUGAUCCAAGAGAAAGCGGAGACUUAUUGGGAGGCACUCCCUCCUCAGUUUCGACUAGAGGGAAGCUUGAAGCAGUGCACCCAGAAUCCGUUCGAGAGAGACUUCGUAGCUGCUGUCCGACUAAACCACUUGCAUGUGUUAUUCCUCUUGCGCCUCCUCCUCCUGAACACACCGGCUGAGCCAGAUAUGCCCAUAACAGAGGUGGCGCAACAAAUGAUGUCCCUCGUUGUGGAAAGUAUCCUUGUGCGAGAUCAGCUUGUUAACUCUGGGACUGCACUGGUUUGGAGGGUUGCGCAUUACGGCCUCCCAGCCGCUGGAAUCAUUCUUCUAGCCAUGCUUCGACAGCAGGAUAUUCCCAGUUUGGCGCAAAUUUCUUGGACCCGGGCGGUACAGGACUUGACCGUCUUCGUGGCGGAAGUCGAAGCAGGAUCAUUUAUCAAGCAAGGGGAUCCAAAUUAUGCAUUAUUAUCCAAAGCAUCACAGACAAUUCGGAGGUUCAUUGACACCGUACAACCUCCAGUGGCCCAUCGCCGCGUGGAUGAAAGUUGGACUGGGUUUCUUAGCCAGGAUCCGUGGGACUUCGAGUACUCCUUUUGGGAAAACUUGGCGGAUCACCCAUCAUUGGACUCCUUGCCUACUCUUUGA
This is a messenger RNA of Aspergillus pseudonomiae, 1929 nucleotides long. RefSeq lists its product as uncharacterized. The transcript is spliced from 5 exons. Bases 1 to 1929 code for a protein of 642 amino acids. NCBI's taxonomy places the organism in Eukaryota, Fungi, Ascomycota, Eurotiomycetes, Eurotiales, Aspergillaceae. Gene Ontology annotation, biological process: regulation of DNA-templated transcription. The record is from RefSeq and is a predicted model, not a curated record. Gene Ontology annotation, molecular function: zinc ion binding; DNA-binding transcription factor activity, RNA polymerase II-specific. Gene Ontology annotation, cellular component: nucleus.